Molecule: messenger RNA, 714 nt
Organism: Gloeophyllum trabeum ATCC 11539
Lineage: Eukaryota; Fungi; Basidiomycota; Agaricomycetes; Gloeophyllales; Gloeophyllaceae
Exons: 2
Coding region: 1-714 (237 amino acids)
Source: RefSeq, a predicted model, not a curated record
AUGGAGACUUACUCUGGAUUCAAUGUGGAUCGUACUUGCCCUGCAUGCUACAAGCUCUUCAGUAGUAUAAAGGGCAUGCACUCUCAUCUGUCUAUGGCAAAGUCUUGCUCCUGGUAUCGAAAAGGAAAGCUGCCUGAACAACCAUGGGAUCUUAGGGAGACCCUGUCAGAUUCUGACAACGAUGAAGACGACGAUGAAGGGGCUCAAAACAUUUCUGAUACUGCUCAGGACUUCUAUGAAUGGGUAAACUCAUGGGACACAACUGACUUUGUGGAAACGGACAGCAACCAGCCCUCCUCGAGCAAUGGGGGUGGUCCCUCCUCUGGCAGAGCUCUGGAUGACGAUGAAGACGAGAGAGAUACUGAAGAAUAUCCUGGAGCUGGCAAAGUCAUAUGCAUGGAUCGUACUCUCCUGAAGAGAUGGAAGGCUAUUUCUGAGGAGGAAGGUUUUGAGGAGGAAUGCGACGAUGAGGACGUAAGAAUGUCGUUGGGAGAGGCAAAGGAUGGAGAUGGGAAUCCUUUCUGGCCCUUUGCUUCAGAGUUAGAUUGGCGUGUGGCCAGAUGGGUAGUCACUGACUCACCAGGCCAUAAAGCUACAGACCGCUUGCUAGAAAUUCCAGGGGUGCAAGAGAAGCUCAGCCUGUCCUUCUCUAAUAUUUGGGAGCUGCAUAGUCUAGUGGACUCAGUUCCUGCGCGAGCUCGGAGAUCCCAAUGA